AUGCAGGGCUUCAACAAGUACUACCCGCCCGACUAUGAUGGGGAGAAGCACAAGAGCUUGAACUCGUACCGAGGCAAACAUGCGCUUGGCGAUCGUGCGCGUAAGAUAGAUCAGGGUAUCCUAAUAACCCGAUUCGAGCUCCCCUUCAACAUCUGGUGCGGAUCAUGCGAAGCGCACAUCGGCAUGGGCGUCCGGUACAACGCCGAGAAGAAGAAAGUCGGGAUGUACUACUCGACCCCAAUCUUCAACUUCCGCUGUAAAUGCCACCUGUGCAGUAACUGGUUCGAGAUCCAGACGGACCCGCAGAAUACAAGAUACGUGGUUGUCAGUGGGGCGAGGAGGAAGGAGGAGGAUUGGGAUCCGGAGGAGAAUGGGGGAUAUGGGGUGCACGAUACGGAGGCGAAAGCUGUCGAGGAGGAUCCGCUUGCGGCGCUUGAGAAGAGCACUGGCGCUCAGACGCACGCGGAGAAGGUUCAAGCGCCCAGACUUGAGCAGCUUCUCGACGAAUCAGAUCGACUGAACUUAGAUCCGUACGAGCACUCGAGACGAGUACGCAAGCGAUUUCGCGAGGAGAAGAAGGUCGAGCGUGCGGCACAGGCUGCUGAUGAGGCCGUCAAGGCGCGGCUUGGUCUUGGUGGCAGCGAUCUCAAGUUGCUGAGGGACGAUAGCGAGACUACUGCGGAGGCUAAGGAUGCGUGGGUGGCUGCAAAGCAAGAGCGCGUCGUGGAUGCGAGGGAGUUGAAGAGGCGCAAGCUAGUAUCAGCUAAGGCGAAUGCGCUGAAGACGUCCAGUUCUGGCUCAGCCAUCGCUUCGCUCAAGGCUCGCGUGCUGUCGAAUACUGCGUCAAAGCAGUCUAGCCCAUUUGGAGGAUCAUUGCUUAGUCGACCUGCGAACGCUGGCCGACCGAGUAAAGCCGUUGGAGUGGCUGUACGACGAAGUUGA
Messenger RNA from Peniophora sp. CBMAI 1063, 942 nucleotides. Lineage: Eukaryota; Fungi; Basidiomycota; Agaricomycetes; Russulales; Peniophoraceae. The record is from the annotation of a GenBank genome assembly.